UUUUUUCUUGAUUUUGUUCCCUAUUCUCUAUAGACUGUUGACAUCAAUCAGUCUUUUGAUGCUUGUGAGCCCUGGGUGAGUAUUUGCUUUUCAGGUAUGAAGCAGGAGCUGCUGAGAGACAUCCGGAAGGAGAUGAGGAUAGCAGCAGGGGCGCAAAAGCUGUACCUUGUCACCAAGGACAGACAGACCAAAGCCCAAGUGAAGGAGCUGAGGAACAUCAGUGAGAGGAAGGUGAAAGCCCUUUUCUCCUCUCUCCACAAGCUCAAUGAGCAGCUAGCUCAGAGGGAAGCAGAGAAUUCUCCAGAUGCAGUUCUGGAGACUACAAGGGACACCGAUGUCAACUUCCCUGCACCAGAGAUCACUGCGCCUGAGGUUCAGGUCAUUUCAGACCCCACCAUCGAUUCAUCACAAGUGAGUAUUUUACAUUGA
This is a messenger RNA of Xenopus laevis (African clawed frog), 429 nucleotides long. RefSeq names its product serine/threonine-protein kinase N-like. The transcript is spliced from 2 exons. The record is from RefSeq and is a predicted model, not a curated record. Lineage: Eukaryota; Metazoa; Chordata; Amphibia; Anura; Pipidae. Bases 97 to 429 code for a protein of 110 amino acids.